AUGGCUACUCCCACUACCAACGUCGUUCGAUGGUCUGCAUUGAUUGGAGGUAUCUUCUAUGGUAUCGUUCACCAGUCAACAGUACAAAGUCAAUAUGAUGAGAAGAAGGCUGCUCAUGCCGUAUCUCACCGAGCACAUCUGAUUGAGGAGGCUAAGAAAGCUUAUGCUGCUAAGAAGGCUGAGAAGACUGGAGGUUCAGGAUUGAUCACCGAUCCAGAGGAUCCUAAAUUCGAUUUAGAAAAAGUGAUUGAGAGCUGGACAAAGGAUUCAUAG
Molecule: messenger RNA, 273 nt
Organism: Kwoniella botswanensis
Lineage: Eukaryota; Fungi; Basidiomycota; Tremellomycetes; Tremellales; Cryptococcaceae
Exons: 4
Coding region: 1-273 (90 amino acids)
Biological process (GO): proton motive force-driven ATP synthesis
Molecular function (GO): proton transmembrane transporter activity
Source: RefSeq, a predicted model, not a curated record